AUGGAUUACCCCGACCACAUAGGGGUGCUCGGGAGGCUUCCUCUCUUGGUGGCCCCGAUCAUCACCAAUUCUUGCUUGUCCAAGGUCCUCAUGGACGGGGGCUCCAUCCUCAACAUCAUGUACAUAGCCAUCCUAGACGAGAUGAAGAUCCCGAGGUCGGAGCUCCAACCAACUGGGGCACCCUUCCACAGGGUCAUCCUGGGGAAGCAGGCGGUUCCGCUAGGGCGGAUUGACAUGCCCGUCACAUUUAGCACCCGCGCCAACUUAUGCACUGAGAUCCUCACCUUUGAAGUGGUCAACUUCGAAGGGUCCUACCACGCGAUCUUCGGAAGGCCAUGCUACGUCAAGUUUAUGGUGACCCCGAACUACACCUACCUCAAGCUCAAAAUUCCCAAGCCCCACGGCGUGAUCACGAUCAGCGCCAACCACGAGUUCACACUCCUUUGCGAUGUGAAGAACUGUAAGCUAGCGACGCAUACCAUCCGCUCCCUCGAGUUCUUCGAGAUCCAGCAAAUCACGCAAGAGGUCGCCUCGGACUCCAACAAGGCUUCGACCUUGGGAGCCUUCAAGCCUACGGAGGACGCCAAGGUGAUCCAGUUUGACCCAGAGGACUCCAACAAGGUGGUGUGGAUCAGCACCGCGCUGUCUACCAAAUAG
Molecule: messenger RNA, 657 nt
Organism: Setaria italica (foxtail millet)
Lineage: Eukaryota; Viridiplantae; Streptophyta; Magnoliopsida; Poales; Poaceae
Exons: 1
Coding region: 1-657 (218 amino acids)
Source: RefSeq, a predicted model, not a curated record